UCACUCUCACUCUCCUCUCCGCUGCUAUUCUGGGAAGUGGCGCUUGGAAUAACCCCCGCGUGCGUAUGAGUGCGUGCGUGCGUGUGUAUGUGUCUCCUGGUUUCACCCUGACACACGCACACAUAGACACUCACAACACAGUCAGACACACACAUUUACAGUCUGUCUGACUGCAGUAGUGGAGCUCCGGCAGCAGAAAUCCGGUCGGAAAGGAUUCCUUCCAUUUUUACGCGCAACUUUUCCUCCGUCGGCCGCCUCGUCGAGACGUUUCCACCGCUUCCCCUCGACUGUUGUGGAUUUCUAACAACCAUCUCCCGACUGUUUCUAACGGACAAUCAGCGAGGAGUCCAAGCCCGCCCGGAAUCGGAUCUCCUGUCACCGGGGUUUGCUUGUUGUCAUUCUCGCACGGAGACGGAGACGCGCAGCCGGAGCGCAGGCAGAAGGGGCAGUUUGUGGACUUGAUAAAGUGGACGAGAGGACAAACAGCUACACCAGAUGGCCCCAUGAAGACACUCCCGUUAAAACUGAACUGACCCCCUGCAGACCAACAGGUGUGAGAAAACUGAAUGACUUUUGAAGCUACAGAAAGAGGAUCUACAAGCACUUUUGCCUGAAGAAAAAUCAAAGAUUCUUCUGCCUUUAGAUGAACUGGACACAAAAACAACGCACAGCAACAUUAGUGUUUUUACAAAAUGGCUAAAGGAGAGAAACCCCUCUGAUGUUAUCCACUAAAGCUCCCCUUUUUUGCCACUUGCUGACUCCUGUUUCCAGCCUGGUUCUACAGUCAGUGUAUUUCAGCAAUGGAUGGAUGCCUCCUGUUUUUGUGAACGUGUUGGCAGCCCUUAAAGGUUCAGCUAUCAUGACUGGUAGUUUUGGGACCUUGUAACCCUACCAACUCCCCCACCAUCCCCUUUCUCCUCCCUCUUCUAAACCACAGAAGAGCUUCACUAAAAUGGAGCCUCGUGAAUCAGCUGCCGCAGGGCAGAAAUGCUCACAUAAAGAACUAGGGAAGGAGAAGGCACCUCUGCAAAGAAAAUGGGCUUCUGAGCCUUCUGCAAAUACCAAACAUAGCACUUUUGCUGACCUGGAGGCUAAACACCGUGACAGUUUGCCGUGUGGUGCUACUGGGGGAUCAGCACCCCAACAGAAGUACGCAAUCACAGGGAAUUCUGGAAAGCUGCUAUCUGGACCCUCUGCAGUUGGGGCCAUAGGAGGCUCACCAUCUCAAGACCCCCAAGGGCCCUUUGCUCAAGGCUUCCCAAGGGGAUACUCCUUUCAGCUGGGCCAGCCAUACCCUCAGCAUCCCCAAACUGAGCGCUUCCUCUCAGGAGCCAAACCACAGCCAGGCCUGGAGCCUCAUGCCUGGCCAUUUGCUGGCCAGUUGCCUUCAGAUGACCUGUACCCUGUAGGACACCCGGGUCACACUCACCCACAUGGCGCUGGAGUAGGGAGAUUUCCCCGUCAGAAAUCUCCCAGUUUACCCAGCUCUUUUGGACAGUAUUCUCAGUCAGGGCCUGAGCCAGGAGAGGAAGGCUAUGGCAAAAAAGAGCAAAAGCCCAAAAAGCCUGGGAAGUACAUUUGUCACUACUGUGGUCGAGCUUGCGCCAAGCCCAGCGUCCUGAAGAAGCACAUCCGUUCACAUACUGGAGAGAGGCCAUAUCCUUGUGUACCAUGUGGCUUUUCCUUCAAAACCAAGAGCAACCUUUACAAGCAUCGCAAGUCCCAUGCUCAUGCCAUCAAAGCUGGACUCGUACCAUUUUCAGAGCUAGCUGUGGCCCGUAGUGGGGACAUGGACCAAGCAUCCCCAGUGGGCGAGGCCGAAGUGCAUUCAGAUGGGGAGCAGAGUACGGACACAGAUGAGGAAGGCGUAGAGGGCUCCACCAUGCUGACGGACAAAGACAGCCCCAUCCCUCAGAUCUCCUUUGAAGCUGACAAGAAUACAGGUGGUGCAGAACCAGCAUAUGCAGACUCUGCUGAAGAGCUGUCCAUGGGAUCUAUGAAAGUGCCUAUCCUUAUCAUUCCCAAGUCUGGGGGAGUCCCCUCCACAGGGAUGGAGUGUCCACCCUUUCAUGACAUAAAGGGGUCACACCACAUGUUGGCAUCACAGGCUGGUGGGAGAGCGCAUUCACUGGACGACUCUCCCACUAUCAAGCAACGUUUGGCCCUGAGGCUGAAUGACAAAAAAGGGCAGGACUGUGACCUCACUAUGUCCCAGUCCCUUAACCUCCUCAGUCCUCACAGCAAAGGCAGCACUGACUCUGGCUACUUUUCACGCUCUGAGAGUGCAGAGCAGCAGAUCAGCCCUCCAAAUACUAACGUCAAGACAUACGAAGAGAUUAUGUUUGGUCGGACUUGGUACUAUCGCACCAAAUCCAGAUCAAGACAGUCUAUCACAGUGGGCAUGGCAGGAGCAGACCCCAGUAGCCUUGCUAGCUUAAAGCAACCAGGUGCUAUUGUGGACAUGGGGAGGAGACCAGAUGAUCAUAUCUCUUUCAGGGGAGAUGUGGGAAUCUCUGGAGAUCCCAAGCAGUAUCCAACUGGACCCUGCCAAAGCAGUACAGGACUGCUGGAGCCUCCAUCAGAUUCUGGGCCACUUAUUAGGAGUAACUCCAUGCCAACUUCUUCCCCGCCUAACCUCAGUGUUCCCCAAGGGAUUCGAGGCAGCCAAUCCUUCGAUAACAUGGUGGCAUCAGAUGAUGUGUUCUACCCGCCAGGCCAUCCCAGACUGACAAGACAGAGUGCAUUUGAACAUUCAGCCAAUGAAGCUCAUGUAGGAGACUCUGAGGGCUAUGGACACAUGCCUAAGAAUUUAGCAUCAUCUCUGGGUAUUAAGAUUGGUGAGCGCAACCCAGGAGUCCUAGAGCAUGUUGCCUACAGUCCAUAUGGUACUAAAGUUAGCAUGUCAGAAAUAGCCCCGAGAAAAAGGAGGAAAGAGGAGAGUGUAGGGGAUGAUGAAGACAGCCCUGGGCACUGCGAUAGUAGCUGUAGUGGUUCAGUAGAAAUGAUAGGGGAAUAUGAAUUUAAACAAGCUAGUCUUGAUGGGUCAAGAGCCACCCCAACAGGGAAAGGCUCUCUUCAUAGCGCUCACAGCCAGUCUGACAGCUUUGAUACCUGUGCUAGCAUGUGUUCUGAGGACAUUGCACUUUUUACUGACUCUGAGGGCAGGAAGGCAGCUGGGAAUGUCAUAUCAGUCAUCCAGCACACCAACUCCCUCAGUCGUCCUAACUCCUUUGACAAGUCAGAGUCUUUUGAGCAGCCCGGAUACCAGCCAUCAGAUAAAGUUCUAUCUAAUCAGUACUCUGAACAGUCCGACACAGAGCUCUUUGAAGAUGCUCUGAGUCCUGAAUCAGCCCUUCUUAGGGCAGAGAGCAUGGAGCAGCCACUGCAAAGUGAUAGCGACCUGGCCUCCCUUUCACCUUUGUCCGCUGCCGCUUCACCUGGCCAGCCUUAUCACAUCCCACACAAACUAGUCCGACAACCUAACAUUCAAGUUCCUGAGAUUAGGGUGACUCCAGAGGAGCCAGACAAACCUGAGAAAGAUCCAGAAGCGCCAAUGUCCAAGGAGCCAGAGAAGCAGCAGCAGCAUGUUGAGGAGUUCCAGCUGCCACAGAGGAGUGACACGCUUUCCCAGAUGCCAUCAGAAAAGCUCCCACCCAAGAAGAAGAGGCUGCGCUUAGCAGAUAUGGAGCACUCAUCUGGGGAGUCAAGCUUUGAGUCGACCUGCACCAGUCUUUCUCGCAGCCCCAGUCAGGAGAGUAACCUGUCCCACUCCUCUUCCCUUUCCAUGUCCUUUGACAGAGAUGAAGGCCUCAAGUCUGUGUCACCCACCAAACAGGACGACUCAUUGGCUUCUGGUGGUGGAGCAAAGCAGUCAGAGUUCCUGACUGUGCCUGGCAGUGGUUAUUCCAGCCACCACCAGCAGAGAGAGAUGAGGAGAUCUUCAUCAGAGCAGGCGCCAUGCACGCUGCCCACGGAGUUGCCUGAAAUGCGCAGCAAAUCGUUUGACUAUGGAAGCUUGUCCCCUUCCAGACAGGGAGAGGUGUAUUCCAGUGCCUCUGCAAUGAAGGAACGCCGGCGCGGAUACCUUGUUCGACAGGCUUCACUGAGUGUUUAUCCAGAGGCAGUCUCCCAGGAGCCAGGGGGCUCUGAAAUGUCAAUCAAACAAGAGAGUUUGGAACAUGGGGCAUGGCCUGGUUCAGCAGGAUCCCCCCACAGCAGCAGUGAUGUGGCCAGCAGACCCAAGAGAGCUGGCACUAGCACUGGUGGUGUAGGACCGCACCAACAUCAACAACAUCACCAGCAUAUUCUCCAACAGAGCAUCAGUGAGGACAGCCUGCAAGAUGAACCUCUUUAUAGCAGGUCCCAGCAACACCGUCUGCAAGCCCAGGGCUCAUCAUCUGACGGAGAACAUCCUGGUCACGACAUCAUAAGCAAGGAUUUAAUCCAGCAGUUCCAGAGUGGUCCCCCUUAUCGUGCAUGGUCCCCCUCACAGCCCGGUUUAUACUGGAGUCAGGAGGCUGAACAGACACCUAGGCAGCAGCAGACCCUCCAGGCCCAACAGCAACUCCAAAAACUCCACAUCAGGUCACCAGGCAACCUGCCUGGCCACCUACCUCACAAACAACAACCACUCCACCACCUGCAGCAAAUCCAUGAUCAACAGACAUAUGAUGGAAAGUCAGAAAAUCCAAACUCUCACAUUUACGCUGCUUCCUUCUCAUCUCGCACUUCUCCUUUGUCCCAGCAACAGCAGCAAAACUUAGGGCCACUCUCCUCUAAGGUCCCCUUACCCAAUUCCACCACCCCCUCCAUGCUUCUGCAGCAGAUCCAACCUGUCUUUGCCACCCAGAACCUGGGAUCCCAGGCGUCUUUGCCUGGUUUACUGGUUCCUGUGCGAAUCCAAACCCAUGUGCCAUCAUUUGGUAGUGUUAUGUACACCAGUGUUAGCCAGCUAAUAGCCUCCCAUGGAAGCAGAGCACAAGGAUUAGGCUCAGGAAGGCAAGGCAGUGUUGACAGCAGCAAUAUGUCUCCUCCAGUUGGGGUUUUAAGUGUUGGCAAGUCACCUGCAGGAAUUGGAGGAGGCAUGAGUGGAGCAGGUUUCAACUUAUCACACUUCCUGGGACAGACUGAUGGUGCAUUGUUGCGCUACCCUCCCUGGAAGGGUCCAGAUUCACUGCCAGAGCAACGUCUGAACACAGGGAUCCCACUGUCAUUAACAUCAGGCACUAUAUCCACAACAGACGCCUCAGGAUCUGGCGUUGGAGGCAGCAAGCGCAUGCUUUCCCCUGCCAGCUCACUUGAACUCUUCAUCGAGACUAAGCAGCAGAAAAGAGUGAAGGAGGAGAGGAUGUAUGGACAGAUUGUCAAAGAGAUGAGUGCUGUGGAGCUGAGUGGAACUGAAAGCAGCAACAAGCCUGAGAAAGGACGAAUUCAGAGAGUCCGUCUAAAGAGUGAAGGUUCGAUGGAUGAUUCUGAAAGGAUGUCCUCUUCUCCUCCACUAAGUGACUUCCCGAUUGCCACCAAGAUUGCCAUUCCGGUCCGUUCCUCUGCCCCCCACCUCUCAGAUGUCCCCCGCGCUGAGAGCUUCACCCCUCCUCUCCAGAUUGUCACAGACCGUUCUCCUGUUUCCGGUGGCAGGGAUUCCCCAGAGGAGCUUGAUGUGGACGAUUCAGCUCCAGAGCCCAACUCUAGCCCAGAGUCAAUGAUCUCAUCCAAUGAUGCAGAAGAUACUGAUAACACAAAGCAGCCUGCACCUAACAAAAUCCCUGUCAGCAUGCUGGUUCAGCUUGCUGCCAACCAAAGCGGAGGAUUAGCCGGAGCUGUGGGUCAGACUCUGCUACUCACAGAUGUGGCCGAUGUCCAGCAGUUUUUACAGUUCCCUAGCCUGCGCACCAUGAGCAGAGUCAGCUGGUGUUUCCUAAACUACACCAAACCAAACAGCACCCAGGCUGCUUUACGUAGCUCUGUCUACAAUUCGUGGUGUGUCAGCUCAUACAAUCCCAAUCCUCUGAACCUCAGUACCAAGGCUGCACUGGCUCUGCUGAGGUCCAAACAGAGGAUAAACACUGAUUCGAUGUACACGACAGCAGCCAUGUCACCACCCAGUUCUGGAAAACUUGUGUCUUCUGUGGCCUGGAAGCUGAGGUUUGAUCAGUUGAAACCAGAGCUGAUGCCAGUUGAUGUCAGUAAUUUCGGGAGGAAGAUGAAGGGAGUGGUGUCAUGGGACCGCUCGAAGGAGGAGCAGGUAGAGAAGGAGGUCUCAGCCAAACAGCCCGCCACAGAACCAACCCGCGUCAAGAUCUUCGAAGGCGGGUAUAAAUCCAAUGAGGACUAUGUUUACGUUCGUGGUCGCGGUCGAGGGAAAUACAUCUGCGAGGAGUGCGGCAUCCGCUGCAAGAAACCCAGCAUGCUGAAGAAACACAUCCGAACACACACCGACGUCCGACCAUACGUCUGCAAGUUCUGCAACUUUGCAUUCAAAACAAAAGGAAACCUGACGAAGCACAUGAAGUCUAAGGCUCAUAUGAAAAAGUGUCUGGAUCUGGGAGUCUCCAUGUCUUCGGUUGAGGACACAGAGGCAGAUGAAGGAGAUGUCGGAGAGGAAGGUCAGAGAUCCUCUGAGAAGACUUCCAGAGGUGCCAUGGCGGAGCACCAGUUCUCAGACGCUGAUGAUUCUGAGGGUGGUGAGGAAGAUGGCGAUGAGGUGGAUGAUGAAGACGAUGAAGAGGAUGACUACGACGGAGACUCCACCCCCAAGACUCGUUCGCGCUCCACCAGCCCUCAGCCCUACGGCCUGCCCUCCAUGUCCAUCACAGCCGUGGCCUCUUCCCACCCUGCGCCUCACCUUUCCCAUCACUCUGACCUCCUGGGAAACAGCAACAAGCCGCCUCUGUUUGGCUACUUCACCACUGUGCCCAGCAUCCAGAUCACACCACAGGCUCCGCCCAGCGACCCAGCCGCCAGGGAUCGCACUCAGACCGACUAUCAGCGAGGACAGCAGCGACCGCUGGCUAACAGGUUGCUGGUUCCACCCUCCUCCUCCUCCUCCAUGGAUGAAGACCUCCCAGUCCCCUCCCCAGACCUCUCCUCCCCCUCCUCCCGCCUGUCCUCACCCGGGUUGGACCACUCCGGGUGUCCAUCUCCCAUCUCCCCGUCCUCCUCGCCCUCAUCCCGCCGUUAUCUCUCCCCACGUCGGGACCUCUCGCCUCGUGCUGGACACCUCUCACCCCGGCGGGACAUCUCUCCGCUACGUCACAUCUCCCCUAAAAGGGACCUCGGAGCAGCAGGGGGAUACCGGCGAGACCUUUCGCCUAGAAGGGGACACCUCUUUCUGCUCUCUCCUCUCUCUCGGCCCACGUCUCCGGCAGGGAGAGACUUCAAGCGUGACCUUUCCCCAAGAGGCCGCCACAGGGGGAUGAUCCGGCCGGUGUCUCCUCGCAGAGGACUCCACCAACACCUCCACCACCAAAGCCAGCAGAGCGGAGCGCGAGGCCUGAGGCCGAGUCAUCAGACUGGAGUGUUGGGUCAGGGAGAGUUCGGCCCGCUGGGACGUCGCAGAGCCAGUGCAGAAAUGGAGACGGACCACUGUCCAGAUUCACUGUCGCCAGGGGAACGGGACAAGGGUGGUAGCCGUGGCAACCAAUCCAGCCCUCCCCACCAAGUCUUGUUCAGUCACCUUCCACUCCAUUCACAACUCCAGGUGCGUUCACCUUUCCCGAUGAUCCCCAUCGGAGGGAUCCAGAUGGUACACUCCGUCCCCACGUCCGUCACCACCCCUCUGGCCCAGCAGGGGGCGCAGCAGGUGGCCUCCCGCCUGUCGCUGCAGAAGAGCACGUCGGAGGACUCCACCACCGGCGAGGCCACCUCCCCACAUUUCACCUCCUUCCCCGAGAGGGGAGGACGAAGAGGAGUAGUAACAGAGAGGGUGAGGGAAUCUACGUCACCUCAGCGGUCCUCACAGGAGAAGGAGGGAGGGGGAGUGAGGCGGGAGCAGGAGCAGGAGGAGAGCAUCCACACCUGCACCAAGGCCAUCGCCUCCCUCUGCAUCGACUCCGAGGAGAACGCCGAGAGAGGAGGAGGAGGAGGCAGAGCUCCUUAUUCCUCCUCCUCAGCACCCGACUCUCAUCAGCAGUCGCCACCGUCUCCCCACCCGUCACCGUCUCCUCCUCAAGGUUCCGGGAUUCAGCACUUUAGCGGCCUGGAGCUCAGGCCUCCCCACCCAUCCAUCCCUGCCUCCCCUCACUCCUCCUCCUCCUCUCCUCACCCUCCCAGCCCUGGAUGUGACACUCUACAGCCUCCAGUCUCGUCCAAACCUCUCAAGCCGGAGAGAGACAGGGAGGCAGAAAGCACAAAAAGAAGCAAGGACGUGUCAUAGUGCUGCAGAAGGAGAACAAGAGGAGGAGAAACCAUGGAUGUCUUUUUUUGUUGUUGUUUUUGGAUAAUAGGAAGGGAUGAAGUGCAACAGAGAGAGAAAAAAAGACAUUUGCACACUUUACACACACAUUUCUUCUAAUUCAGUCGACGCACACACACAGACACAAUCUCUCUCUUACACAUGAACACAAUGCAUACAAAGACAAACAGCUCUAGUCAAAAAAACUAACUGAAAUGGACCUCUGCAGUUUUAAUGUAUGUGUACAGCAUGCCUGUUUUAACCAGGGCCUCCUAUCAAAGACUUUCUUAUUUAAAGAGGAUUUGCAUACACAUGUACGGGCCAAGACGAGCCCGACCAAAAUAAAAAAGGACUCCAGUUUUAAACGGUACGUCAAAAAAGAAAAAAAAAAUUGGACAGCUACGUGUGUGCCUUUUCUUUCAUCUUUUUUUUUUGCUUAUAUUCUUAUAAGCAAACAAAAGCAGGAAGGUAAAUGUAAAUACAGUACAAUACUAUCAUGUUUUGCGUAUCAGCUUUGUAAUAAAUGCGAUCUCCCUCUUCCUCCCCCUUUCUUCUUCCCCCCAACUCCUGCAUUUCUUUUUUUUUGUUGUUGUUGUUCUUUUCAGACACCUUAAAAGUCUCGACAAGCGAUGUGAAGUUAUGGAUAUUACUAUUACGUACGGUUGCACUAAAACAUAUUUUUAUAUGAGUGAAAUUUAAAAAAUGGCUUUUUUGUGUACAGCAGCAAUUCUAUAAUACUAUUUAUUAUUGUUACCAUGUUUCAUAAAUUGUACAUUUUUUCUUAAAUGUCGUGGAUGCCUUUUUCUAUGUAAAGCAUGGGUUUUUUGCUAUCGCUUACAUUAGGGCGAGGAUAUGUACACUGUAAUAUGGCUUUAUAUGUUAGACCUAUUUAUAUACGUCUAAGUGAGCCCUUCUACUUGGAGGUAUAUACACAUAGAAGAUUUACCAGAAUAUUUACCCAGCAUAUGAAUACAUACAGUAUAUAGAAUCUAUCUAUCUAUCUAUCUAUCUAUCUAUCUAUCUAUCUAUCUAUCUAUCUGCACUUAACAUUUAGAAUGACAUUCACAUUAAGGUUAUGGUAGUUUGCUUGUACAUUUUCUCUGCUGCUCUUUGCCUGUCCCUGGUUGUGACUUUUCCUGUUUUUUACUUACUUUCGUGGUAUUAUUUCUUGUUUAUUUUUUUGUUUCCAUUUUUACAAGGCACAGACUUGCUCUCAGCAUUAAGUGAAUGAACAUGCCUUCUGGCUCCGUGGCAUUCUGCUUCAAUGUUGGUUUUUAACUCCGCCCCCUUCACACGAACCCCAUACUCCGCCCCGACAUCCAUCUGCAUUCAAGAUUCAUCUUGAGGAAUGGUAGCUCCACAUUACUGAAUAAACAAAGAUGUUUUGUUUUUUUUAUCUUCCAUCAGAUAGCUAAAUGGGGAAAACAUUCCAGUCCGUGUAAAUAUCCAGUCCUCUCCCCCUGAACACGUUAUUUUUUUUGGCAGUGAGGCAUAUUGUUGCCAUGGCAAUCAACCCACAACGUAUUUAAUGGCUUUAUUUCUGGGGACACGUAUACAAAAACAUACACCAAACUUCCUGACAAAUGCACCUUAUAUUUCUUCUAUGGAAGUCCCAGCACUCUGAAUUUUUUUUUUUUUUGCAGCAAAUUUUGAUUGAGAUUUAAGGGUUUAGGAGGGGAGCUGCUCUGCACUCUGAACCCUAAAACUGUCUGAAAAUGACCGAAAAAUAUUAAUAAUAAUAAUACAUUUGACAGUUGUGACAUUGAGGCUUUCUGCACUGCUUUUUUGGCCCUUCUGUAUUCCUUCCACCUUUUCUGAACAUCCCUUUUGUAGCUAAGCAAUAUUUAGCCAAAACUCUGCGCACCAGCAGGGAGUGUAUUUGUUGCAAGGCAACAAUAGCGUACCUUAAAAUCCUAAAAUCAGGAGAAGAAGGGAGCAGCUGUGGUGAUUUUGGUGACACAACUCUUUUCUCUUUUUGACAGUUUCGGGCUGAGUCGGGCAGGCUGCAAUGUGAGUGUGUAUCUCUGUAUUCUGUAUCGGUGUGUAUUCGACCAGUAUAUCCUCUUCUUACGACUUUUUUCUAUUUCAAUCCUCCCUCUGUUAUGUACACUUAUCAUGACGACAAUGAUGUCUUUAAAAAAAAAACCUCUUUCUCUCUUUCUGAAGCUAUCAAAGCACAAGUCAUUGUAUAGAAAUGACAACAAUACAAAAAAAGGACAAAAAAAAAGGUAAACGUGCAUAUAAAAGGGUAACUUUUGUGAUGGUGUUCUGUGGAAUUAAUACGAAUAUCAUGUAUGACCCCAGUUGCAACAAGGAAUCGCAGUAGAAGUGGAAGAAAUGGAUUGUCGUUUUCAAAUAAAUAUGAAUAGAAUAA
Acanthochromis polyacanthus (spiny chromis) is the source of this 10766-nucleotide messenger RNA. RefSeq names its product HIVEP zinc finger 2a (gene hivep2a). The transcript has 17 exons. Gene Ontology annotation, cellular component: nucleus. The record is from RefSeq and is a predicted model, not a curated record. Gene Ontology annotation, molecular function: DNA-binding transcription factor activity, RNA polymerase II-specific; RNA polymerase II cis-regulatory region sequence-specific DNA binding. The coding region runs from base 953 to 8374 and encodes 2473 amino acids. Lineage: Eukaryota; Metazoa; Chordata; Actinopteri; Pomacentridae. Gene Ontology annotation, biological process: regulation of transcription by RNA polymerase II.